UCGUUGUACGUUUGUGUUCUCGUCUUUUUUCAAAGUCUUGUGUACUUUUUGUAAUAAUUUAAGAAAAUGUUUCCCGCAGUACCUGCAGUUCGAGAAGACCAUGUGCCAGUUAAGCGGUUCGUUUAUAAUGAGUCAAGCAGAACAUAUAACCUAUAUGUUGAGGGGCCUCCUUCUUCGAUAGUCGAUAUAAGUCUUUUGAAUAAAGUUACUGAUCCUUGCUUAGACCCUGUCCGAAGUUAUCCAUUGGGUUCUGUAGUUGCAUCUUACGGUCCAGUACAUCAAUUGCCGGUACGAGUCCCUAAGCUGUUGCAAUCCAUUGAGGAAGAAGAUGAUGAAGAGAGUUGUUCGUCUAAUUCCGAUGAUGACAUAAGUUCAGAGGCUUCAGGCAGUGAAGAAACAGCUGUGGAAAAGCGUAGGUUAAAUAAACGAGUACUAAAGAGAGUCAAGAUUAUAAAGGAGAAAAUUAAAUAUUUCACUAGAACUACAACAAAACAAGCGGAAUGUCUCAAUCAGUCGAACAAUCGUACAAGAGAAUGGAAUGAUCACGUACUCGAAGUGUUGGAAAACGUGGUCAUUGACAUGGGAACCGAAUAAUUUCUACCACACAUGACCUACGAUUAUGAAAAAACACAAACAGUUUUUAUGUGUAAAAAGUUGUUGGAAUUCCUGUAACUGGGUGUGUUAUCUGUAUCUCACUUCAUUGACUCUAUUUAACACCUUGAAUAAAAAAUAACACCCCCCAAA
Messenger RNA from Bactrocera tryoni, 744 nucleotides. RefSeq lists its product as uncharacterized. NCBI's taxonomy places the organism in Eukaryota, Metazoa, Arthropoda, Insecta, Diptera, Tephritidae. The transcript is spliced from 5 exons. The record is from RefSeq and is a predicted model, not a curated record. Bases 67 to 594 code for a protein of 175 amino acids.